CACCCAUAACAGAAGUUUUUAAAACGUCCUUUGGAUCACACCUGUUAACAUAAUCAGAUCACCAACACAAAUGGCAUCAGCUCUAGCAUUUGCCCAGCACUACAUUGAAUGUGAAGAGUGUGAGAAAUAUCCAGCACAGUUCCUGUGUAAAACAUGCCCGGGUCAUCUAUGCCAUUCAUGCAAGUCGGAGCACGAGAGGAGAAAAAUAACCCAAACUCACAAAAUUAUGUUCCUGUCCUCGGAGAAAUGGGAUAUAAUGGAACUUAUGUAUUGUUCAAAGCACAGAAACGAAAAUCUGAAGGGUUACUGCUCUCCCUGCCAGACGCCAGUCUGUACCCAAUGUAUGAUGGAAACUCAUAACGGUCAUAAAGUGAGAAAUCUUACUACAGCCUACAACACAAUCAAAUAUAAACUUCUAAAAGAAAAGGAGGAGAUAGAAACAACACUUCUGCCGAAAUAUGAAGAACUAUUAGCGAAGGAAAAUGAAAAGCAGGCGGAUAUAUCAAAGCGAGCUGUCGAAGUGCAAAAGCAAAUGGAGGAUCAUACAGAGAAUAUUAUCAAACGUUUAACCUCUAUCAAAGAGGAAAAAGUACAGUUACUUCGACAGGAGAAGGAAAGGGCACUGACGUCAGUUGCAAUCUCCAAAACUGAAAUCGAAAAACGAAUACAAUCAUUAAACGAAACCAAAACCCAAAUAUCAAACAACUUAGGGGAAAAGCCCGGGAUUAUAUUUUUCAAAGCUACAAAUGGCAACGCCUUAGAUAAAAUGCGUCGAUAUCCAAAUUCAAUUGAAUACAAACUCGAUAACUUUUAUCCCGGUGACAUUGAACGAAUAACAGAGAAUAUCGAAUUUGGAAACGCCCCUACGUUUAAAAUGGAGGGUCCGACGACAAUAGAAAGUCAAAAAUUACAAAUUGUUAAAAUUAGACCUUUAUAUAAACCACCAAAGUAUGGUUCCAGAGAUAAGGUAUAUGGACGAAAGCCACGGGAAGAAAAUUUUCCUUAAUUCAUUCGAUGUGUUGACGAAUAUGAUGUCAUUGGGUCACUACGUCCAUUGAUCAAAAAGUAAAUGUGAGCAUAACAAAGUGUCAAAGACAUGACCCUAAUUGACUUGCAUUACAAUGCAAUGUGCCCAACACAGAAUAAACUACCCAAAUAUAAACCCAUUUUAAAGUGUUUAUUCUGCAAUGCACAAUGUCCAUAUGUUCCACUCUAGGCAGCGCUACUGAAAGACAGGCCCCUUAAAAUAGUCUGAAUAUUUUCAAUUAUUAUCAUUGCAAAGCUAUAUAAUAGAUAUGUAAGCAGAUAUCGAUGUAAAGGGAUGUUUGUUUUGUUGUGUUUUUAAUUAUCGGUCAUGAUAUUGUGUGAUUGUUGAUUUACAUAAAUUUAUCUAUAUAUGAAGAUAUGCGAAAAAGUGAAACUCUUACUUUGUAAUUGAUAUGCAAGCAUUUUUGUAUUUAUAGCCUCACAUGCAGUGAUGCAGUAUAUUAAAAUUAUUACUCCGUGAACAAAUUGUCAGCAAAGGUCCCAUUUUACAACCUCUGUACCUGUACUUUCAGUACCAGGAUGGACAGCUCUAUACCUCUGGUGCUGUAUUGUCUGUUUAAGAUAGAACAUUGGAAUGCAAAUGCAAUUUGUUUACUUCUAAAUGUCACAGGUAGAUAGUAUCAAUUUGUCCUUGGAAAAUAAUAUAUAUAUAUCCUCAUGUAUUUUGUGCUUUGAGGUAGAGAAGCAGAGAGAGGUAGAUAGUUGUUGGUAAGCUCUCCACUUGUACAGAUUAGAA
This is a messenger RNA of Ostrea edulis (European flat oyster), 1783 nucleotides long. Its product is annotated as tripartite motif-containing protein 45-like. The record is from RefSeq and is a predicted model, not a curated record. Lineage: Eukaryota; Metazoa; Mollusca; Bivalvia; Ostreida; Ostreidae. The transcript is spliced from 2 exons. Bases 71 to 1006 code for a protein of 311 amino acids. Gene Ontology annotation, molecular function: zinc ion binding.